Messenger RNA from Lathyrus sativus (Indian pea), 2757 nucleotides. The record is from the annotation of a GenBank genome assembly. Lineage: Eukaryota; Viridiplantae; Streptophyta; Magnoliopsida; Fabales; Fabaceae.
AUGGAAGCUCAAAUGACUGAUUCGGACUGGGAGACUUCGAGCGACAGCAGUGGCAGUGACGAUCAAGAGGAUAUUGAUUAUCUAUAUGGUGGCCAAGCUCAGAGCAUAUUGUCUAGUUUAGAGGAAAGCAUCGGGAAGAUCGAUGAUUUUCUCUCGUUUGAGAGGACAUUUGGUUAUGGAGAUGUCGUCCGUUCCUUGUCAGACACGUCUGGACAGAUGGGGAGGGUCGUUGGUGUUGACGUGACAGUGGAUUUGGAAAACGUUCGAGGAAACAUAUUAAAAAACGUGAACUCCAAGAAACUUCUGAAGAUUCGUUCCAUUUCGGAAGGUGAUUACGUGAUUAAAGGGCCGUGGCUCGGUCAGGUUCAAAGGGUAGUGGACAGACUAACUGUGUUGUUUGACGAUGGGACGAAAUACGAUAUCACUACCUUGGAAAAAGAUAAGAUUUUACCGCAAACUCCUAAUUUUCUUGAAGAUUCGCAGUAUCCGUACUAUCCAGGGCAGAGAGUGAAAGUUAAGUCCUCGACCGGUUCUAAAUCGGCCAGAUGGCUAUGUGAUAAUUGGAGAGACAACCAUGAUGAAGGAACUGUUUGUUCUGUGGAAGCAGGUUUGGUGUAUGUUAAUUGGGCUACGUCGAUUCUUCUGGGUUCUAAUUCGAAUGUGAAUGCUCCUGCGUGCUGGCAAGAUUCCAAAAACUUGACCAUGCUGUCAUGUUUUUCGCACGCAAACUGGCAACUCGGUGACUGGUGCAUGCUUCCAGCUGCAGACCAACAGGAACAAAUCGAAAAGAUGAUUCGAGAUUCGCCUGAUGGUUAUCUUCCAAAUAAGCAUAGUAUGGCUAGAGAAUAUAGGAGAAGAAACGUUAACUCUAGCCUGGAAGAAUUGUUUAUUAUUGGUAAGAUAAAGACCAAAGUCGAUAUUAUUUGGCAAAACGGCGAAGUUACUUUGGGGUCGGAUUCCCAGAACUUAAUCCCUGUGAAUGUCGUAAACACUCAUGAGUUUUGGCCUCAUCAGUUUGUGAUGGAAAAAGGUACUUCUGAUGAUGAUGACAAGCAUAGCAAUCAAAGAUGGGGCGUUGUUCUAUCGGUCGAUGCAAAAGAGCAUACCGUAAACGUGCAAUGGAGAACAGUUCCGACAUCCAAGCCAGAUGAUUUGGCUGGAGAACCAACAUUGGAAACUUUGAGUGCAUACGAACUUGUCGAACACCCGGACUUUUCCGGUUGUUUUGGUGAUAUUGUGUUCAAGACCGCUCAAAAGCAGGUUGGUUACCGAGCUGAGAAAAACAACGCAAAUUUAAUGAGUGACUUGAAUGUGGAAGUUUCUCUGAUAAAACUAGACCAAAUCAACUACCAGAAUAAGUCCAACGAUAACUGUCACCUGUCCUGUAUCGGCAAUAUUUCUGGCUUCAAAGAUGGCUAUGUCGAGGUGAAAUGGGCUACUGGUUUAACGACAAAGGUUGCACCAUAUGAAAUUUUUCGGAUUGAUAAGCACGAAGGUUCAACUGCAACUCCUGUUUCUUAUGAAACAAAUGUUGUCGAGUUGACUCAAGAGAUUAUUGAUCAUGGAAGUCUAUCUUCUGACCAAAAGGGAAAGGGCUUGUUAGAUCGUAACGGUGAUAAAGAUAAAUGUGAUAAACAUUCGGGAGAGAGUAGUUCCUUUUCUCUCCCUCAAGCUGCCUUUGAACUUUUCUCCAGCAUUAAAGCCGGCGUAUUUCAAAAACUUGGCUUGACAUCAUUUUACGGAGCUGUUUCCACAGUUCCUACAUUUGAAGAGGAAAAUGCGCCAGAUUUUCUCGGCAAGAAAGAUUUGGAAGCUUGUAGCCCUGAGACUGAUUCACAUCCUGUGAGCUUGUUGGAGUCUACUGAAGACUCGACUCCAUAUUGUGAAGUUUUAAAGAUUCAUGAGACGGGCAAUGUUACUUCAGAUCAGUUGAAACAGUUCGACGUAAUCGAUACUUGCUCAGACCACCACUUUUUCAACGAGGGAAAAGGGUCACCAUUAUCUCAGGUUAAGAAAGAUUGGGCGAAAAAGGUGCAGCAAGAAUGGAGCAUCCUGGAGAAAAAUCUUCCUGAAACUAUUUAUGUCCGUGUUUUCGAAGAAAGAAUGGAUCUCAUGCGAGCAGCCAUCGUUGGUGCGUCAGGGACACCUUAUCACGACGGCUUAUUCUUCUUCGAUGUAUCUUUCCCUCCUGAGUAUCCUAGUGAACCACCGAUGGUGCACUACAUUUCUGGCGGGUUACGAAUAAAUCCGAAUCUGUAUGAGUCAGGGAAAGUGUGUUUGAGUCUCCUAAACACAUGGAGCGGUACAGCAGCCGAAGUGUGGAACCCUGAAUCUUCCACGGUUCUUCAAGUCCUUCUCUCUCUGCAAGCUCUUGUCCUUAACGAGAAGCCGUAUUUCAACGAGGCAGGAUACGACCAACAAAUCGGCAGAGCCGAAGGAGAGAAAAACUCAGUGAGUUACAACGAAAAUGCUUUCCUCCUCACCUCCAAAUCCAUGCUGUACCUUUUAAGAAACCCGCCGAAGCAUUUCGAGGCAUUGGUGGAAGAUCACUUUCGACAACGCGCGGAACAUAUACUCGUUGCUUGUAAGGCUUAUCUUGAAGGAGGUUCUAUUGGAGGUGAAAAGAGUGAGCAUGAAAACCAGAAGGGAACUUCUGCAGGAUUUAAGAUUAUGCUUGCUAAGCUUUUUCCUAAGCUUGUAGAAGCGUUUUCUGGUAAGGGAAUUGAUUGCUCCAAGUUUGUUGACAUGCAGAAGUAA